AUGGCAAACAUUAUUCGUUCAUGGAAGAUGAAAGAUUCCGUAGAAUCAGAUAUUAUAAAAAUAUUGGAAGAAAAUGCUAUUACCGAUGACAAUUUUUCUGAACUUACCCCAGAUCUCAUCAAAGAAAUGAUACCAAAAAUUGGCUUAAGAAUGGAAUUCUUAAAGAAAUGGAAGGCUGUUUUUAAGACAGAACUAGAUGUUACGGAUUCGAGCGCAGAUACAUCUGAAACAUCAGACAGUUUGUUAUCACAAAUUUCAUCUGAAGAUGUUGCUAGUUUAAGCAGUCAGAAAACGUGUACGAGAAAACAGACGUUUGCCUUACGAACGCAAAGUAUUAAUAUCAAAGAAAUUUUAUAUACAAACGUCCAAGGAAAGGCGAUUGUAAAAUCUUAUAAAAGAUCUCAGUCUUUGACGCGACAAUCCAGAAAUCUGAUUGUCGACAUUAUUCUGACAGAAUUACUGAAUGAAGGGACUAAUUUGAAAAACGAUGAUUUUCAAUAUAUAGCAGAGGAAAUAGUAAAACUUUUUCCCACCGAGGUUACAACGACGUACUAUAUUCCGCCAAUUUCAAAAAGAGUAUCGCGAAUUGGAAAAUCUAUUAUUUCACGUGGGAAACUAGUGGACAAAUAUCGAAACAAAAUACGCAUAUUGAAACAUAUUAAUGAGUGGAAACUACCAGUAGAUGAUUUACACGACCAUAGAACUGAAAGUUCAGAUUCAUUCGAUGAAGCUGCUCUCGAUGCUAAAGCAUGGUUACAAAGUCAUUCAAUGCCAUGGGAAAUUGUUGUUACAAAGUGGAAAUUGACUGCUGAAUAUCGACGAAAAAAUAUUAAGUCAAAUCGCGAUUUGAAGUUGUGUCAAAUUUUUGAAAGCUGGCCCAUUCUCAAACAUCCAAAUGCAUAUACCUUAAUUGAAGAGAAUUAUUCUUCUCUAGAAUUAUCAACGCAAGAAUUGACAUUGGAAAGUUGGAAAACAUUUUUUGCAAAAAUUUUAGCAGUUCGACCACCAAAGAAAGACGAUGACUGUGCGAAAGCUUUAAUAGAAUUGUUAGAAAACGACCAACAAUUGACUGAUGAUGUUGAAAUUGUUUUACAAUUGAGACUUCUCCCACACUUAUUUCCACCUAAAAACCGAAUCCGUCUAAAAAAGAAUCAAUGGAAACCAUCGAUACCAGAAUGUAAAGAUAGCAUAAUUAUUUUAACUACAUUAAUAGCAGACAUCACAAAAAUACAAGAAGAAAAAAAGAGAAAAGCAGCCGCGGAUAUAGGGAUUACAUUACAGCCUUUCAUCAUGGCUGUUGGCCCAUCCAACGCAGACAUUUCUGAUAUUUUUAUAUCAGUUGAUAAUAUCUUGUACAAGGUAUCAUCAGCCCUAAAAGCUGUAGACUUAAAUUUCAAAAUCUUUCAAGUUUUUGACAUUGAAUAUCCGAUCGAAAGCGUUCAUAUAUGGUUGUUAAUACAAAGAGUUUUAUAUGGCUAUGAAAAUAGUUUGGAUAAAAUAACUCCUAAUGUAAUGGAAACAAUAAGCGAUAUUAUGACUUUUCAAGAUAAAAACACGUAAAUAAUCAUAUAAGCAACUUUUUCCAUCGUUUUUUUUUUUAUUUGUUGAUUAAGCAAAGGCACGAUUUUAUUUUUUGUUUUAUUUCAAUUUUUAAUUUUUGAAAAGGAUAAUAUUUAAUAAAUAUUACCUAAAAAUAUUUGUUUCUUAUUGUUUCGUUGCAACUUUUUUAAAAGGAUAAGUACCAGAAAUGAUUCCGUGCCCGUUUUGCGAAACAUGUCUUACUAAACAUGUCAAAUUGCAUCAUAAGACUUUAGUAUUGUCAACUUGUUAUUGUCGACAUGGAAGUUGUACAAGAAGUUUUAAUAGUUUUUACUCGUAUAAAAGACAUUUUUUUUACAACAUUUUGGGUCGUUUAGCAAAACACGAACUGGUCAAAAUAAAAAUCCUGAAAAUGAUUCUUCUGACCUUAUGGAUUUAGAAAAUUUGAGUUGUUCUAACCUUAUGUCCUUAAAUACAAUAAUUCAAUCUUCACAAACGGCAUAUUCAUUUCACCAGCAUGCAAAUUUUAAUAUCGAAGCAUUUCAAUCUAUAGUACAAAGAGAAAUCUCAUCGUUCGUUUCACAACUUUAUUCGGAGUUGAAUCUUACACGAUCAUUUAUUUCCAUUUUGAUUGACAAAUUGAAGAAUUUGUAUGAUUUAACUUUUAUACCAAUUUUAAAGCAAAAGUGUAAUUCUACAGAUUAUAAACAGGCCCUUUCAGAUCUCACCAAGAUGUUAACAAUAUUGCAAUACGGUUUUGAUAUUUUUAAAUCCUAUCAUCUCAGUUUAAAAUAUUUUGAAAAAACAAAAACUCUGAUAAAACCACAAUCACUCAGAAUUCAUGCAUCAGUAAGUUCUCAUUUGAUCAGAGGUAAACGCAAAGUUAUUAUUUCAAAUGCAGAAAUCCAAGUAAUAUCGAUGAAAAUGGUAUUAAAACAAUUUUUAGGUUUAUCAAACGUUUUAUCUUCAAUUUUAGAACAUAUUGAAGAAUGCAAAUCUAGUGAAUCAGUUAUUUCAAACAUUCAAGGAGAAUUAUGGCAAAGCAUCGAAUCUCAAUUUACUACGGGAAAACCGUACUUCCGUUGAUAUUGUACUUUGACGAUGUUGAGAUCAAUAACCCUCUCGGUUCACACGCUAAUAUACGAAAACUCGGUGCCGUCUAUUUUUCAAUAGCAUGUAUCCCAUUUAAAUUUAGUAGUAUGUUGGAAAAUAUAUUUCUUGCUCAACUUCAUUACACGAAAGAUCAUAAGACUGCCGGUAAUAUGAAAACAUUUCGUAAUAUUAUCAAUCAAAUAAUAGAUCUAGGGAAACAUGGGGUAACUAUAAAUGUGAAUAGCCAGCAACGAGCGAUUUAUUUUUCUUUGUUAGUACUUAUUGAUGACAACCUAGCCUUGAAUGAUAUUUGUGGUUUUACAACAAGCUUUAACGCACAAAAUGUAUGUAGAAUAUGUACAGCGAACAAAAUUGAGAGUCGAAAACAAGUAAAAGAGAAUAUUCAAAUGUUACGGACCACUUACGGACCACGGACCACAAUAGCUAAAAUCUUAAACAUUUUAAUAAAUAAAGAACAUUUCUUUUCGCUUGAAAUUUUUAAUGCCCGCUUGCAGCAUUUUGAUUGUGGUCGACAGUUUGGAAAAAACGUACCAAUCUCAAUAUCUAGCAAUGCUCUUAAUGCACAAAAUUUAAUCAUUUCAGCUUCAGAAAUGGUUUUUCUGAUUGAACAUCUUGGUAUUUUGAUUGGCGAUCUGGUGCCUAUAAAUAAUGUCGUUUGGGAAGUUUUUCUCGUGUUGAAGGAAAUUACAAGUAUUAUAAUGAGUUCAUCAUUUACCGCUGCAACAAUUCAACUUCUUGAAACUUUAAUAUCGGAACACCAUUCGUUAUAUAUAGAAGUUUUUGCGGAGCCUCUAAAACCUAAACAUCAUUUCAUCGUACAUUAUCCCCAAUUAUUAAGAAGAUUAGGACCACUCAAACAUUUAUCUUGCUUUCGUUUUGAAGCGAAACACAAGCAAAUCAAAGAAAAUGCAAAGGUUAUAAGAUCCCGCAGAAAUUGUCCAUAUACUUUGGCACUAAAACAUCAACUUAUACUGUCACAUAAACUUCUUAGUAAAAAAGGAUUUUUUGAACGAUUAAAUUUGGGGCCUACACUGAAUCAAGAAUUAAUCGAUUUGCCUGAUUAUCUUGAUUUCAAAUAUACACUUCCAUGCAAUAUUCAAUGUGAAUACGUACUCGAUACUUGGGUACAAGUAAACGGCAUUACUUAUUAUAAAGAUAUGGCUGUAGCUAUGUAUAUAAAUGACUUUGUCAUAAAGCUAUGUAUAUAAAUACUAUUGUCUUUGGCGAAAUUCAUUACAUAACUAUUAAUAAUAUGCGUCAAAUAUCAUUUAUAUGUACAGAAUUUUAUGUUAAAACACUUAACAGGCAUUAUUGCGCAUUUCAAGUAAUUAGAAAACCUAUUUGGAGAUUCAUUAGGUUAGAAGAUUUGUUUUCCUAUGUUCCGCAAAAUAUUCAUAUGAUGAGUGAUGGUAAUUUAUAUAUUUCAUAUACAUGUAAUUAAAUACGUCUGGAUACUUCAUACGAAUUUGUGUUCAAAAUUAUCUUUAAAAUUUAUCUUUAAAAGUGUUCAAUACAGUGUAUAAUUGAUUAAUAUAAAAUAUACAUAUUAUAUAUAUACAUAUAUAUUGUCUACAUCUUUAUUUUGAAACGUUUUUAGACUAACAGAUUAAUUUUGUUGAAUUUAUAUUAUUAUGUACUGGAAAAACUAAUUUUAGUACAAUAUAUAAUAAUAUUAAUGCAACAAAAUUAGUCUAUUACCCUAUAAAGUUGCAAGUCCUCCAAACAAAUGUGUAUAACGUCAUUAGUGAAAUCAACUAAAUAAAUUGUUGAAAAGGACAAAACUAUCCUACUGACUUAAUAUAAUAUUUAGUUUCUUGAAUAAAAAUUGGAUUAUUUAAUCUAAAUAUUUUGUUCUUUUCACAAUUUUUCUAUUUUAAUACAUUAAAUUUUUGCUAAUAAAACGAUAGCUUUAUUCAAAUCUAUCCAAAAUUUUAUUACUUAACCUUAAUUAAUAGACAUGUUGAUCGUAUGUUUCAUUUGUUUCAUAAGAUAAUUAUUUAUGCUGUACGAGUAUUUAGUUAUCUUUACUUUAUAUUUUGGUAAAUGUUUCACAUUUUCAAUUCCUGUAAUAAAAAUUUAAUUGCUUUAACUUAAUGCAAGAUUUUGCAACAAAAUAUUUGUAUUGACGAAAUAAUUCUCUAUUUGCUUUAUGAAACUUUUUUGUGAAAGUGACAAAACAUAAAAAAGAAUUAAUCGCCUAAAUUGUUCGUUAAAUUACAUCAAUAAGUAAAUGAACUAUGUAUUAAAGUCAUUCAAUAAAUUUUUUAUUUAUAUCCAAUCUAUAUUUUGUUAUCUCAACUUUAUCUUUCAAUACAGAUUUCUUGUGUUUAGUUUGAGAAACAAAAUUUUAGUUGCUUUAUAUUUUUGUGAAUAUAAAUUUUAACUCUAAUUUAAUAAAAUAAAAUAAAAUUUGUAUUUAUCGAACUAUAUACGUUAUUGUUUCAAGUAAUUUUUUGUUUAAAUAUAAAGUGUACUUUGUAGAUUGGAGUUAAGAUUAAUCAAAGACAAAAAAUUUUUCUAAAUUCAGCACGAACAAGUUCAUGUAUCAACAAAAUAUUGUAAUACAGUAUCAGUAUAUGUUUUCAUGAAACCUUCAAUUUUGUUGAUUCAAAAAAUGUCUUGUUUAUAAUAGUAACAAAUUAUUUUGUGUCAUCGUAAUAAUGUUUAGUCGUACGUAUCGGACUAAAUAUUUUAGUAGCAUGAAACAAACUUUGCGUUUUUCAACAAAUUUUUUUUCUCAGUGCAGAAAAAGAUUUAUUGACGUAUCCAAGUAAUAAGGUGAUUACUUUAAUACAACACGUGCACGAUCAAUUAUUUCACUAUUGCGAUGAAAAUGGUCAUAAAUCAAAUUUGGAAUCGACUUUUAAAAAUAUAUUUUUCCACAACUACAACAGUGAAUUCUGUAGUAUUCAUCGUUGUGACAAUAUAAUCGUCAAAAAUAGUUUAGCAUUUUUAAUAGAUAAGUAUGUUAAAGAUAAGAAAAAACCAGUACAAUUCACUUCGGGACAUUACGAGAAAACCAAGCAAUUUAAGUCAUUAUGAUAUAGUUCCUUUUUUUCAUAUUUUAUUUAUUUACAUUUUUAGUAUAUUUUUAUUAUAUUUUCGAAGAUUUUGUGAUACAGUUUUCUUUUUCAAAGUUUUAUUACCAUAAGUAACUCUUAAGUAUUAAUGAUGCAAUCAGUAUUAUUUUUAAUAAAUAUAGAAAAAACAGAGUUAUAUUUAAUUUUUUUUUGUAUACUUUUUGUUUUUAUUUUCAGUUUUGAUUAUAGUGUUUGAUUUGUUACGUUUAAAAUAUCAAAUACUUUUACUACUUUUUUUUAAAUUAGUUUUUAUUUAGUCUUUAAAAAUUACUUAAUAAAUAGUAGUACUUCUUAAGAUUGCAACUCUACUAAAAGACAAAAAUUUUGUCAUAGCUGUAGGGUAAUGUAGCAAAAAAUAUCACUGCUUUUUCAGAGCUUUUUAGAAUAAGAAAAAUAAUGUUAUUUUACCAUGUAUUUUUAUACAUUAUCUUAUUAUUACAACUAAUUGUAAGUUUAGCUAUAAAUAAAAAUUAAGUUAU
This is a messenger RNA of Solenopsis invicta (red fire ant), 6211 nucleotides long. RefSeq lists its product as uncharacterized. Bases 1 to 1560 code for a protein of 519 amino acids. The record is from RefSeq and is a predicted model, not a curated record. The transcript is spliced from 7 exons. Lineage: Eukaryota; Metazoa; Arthropoda; Insecta; Hymenoptera; Formicidae.